This is a messenger RNA of Adineta ricciae, 495 nucleotides long. The record is from the annotation of a GenBank genome assembly. Lineage: Eukaryota; Metazoa; Rotifera; Eurotatoria; Adinetida; Adinetidae.
AUGUCGACUAAAAAUCUUUCGUUGGCAAACAAAAUUGAUGAGAAAUUCGUUCCACCGAUGAAACAAGUCAUACCAAGUGAGAUGGAAAAGUUGAACGAUUUGACGAAAUGGCCGAUUACUCUGGAUGUUGUUGGAGUCUUUUUCGGUCUUUCAUUUCAUCCUGAUGUUACAAUUAAUGAUCAUCGUCAAUUCACCAUUCCAUCCCAUAUGAAUCGGUUGAUUGCUUUGAUUAUAGUCGAUAAAGAUAUUGGCAAAUGUGUCGAAGAACUACGCAGGGUUUGCGCACAACUUCACCCGGAUUUAUUUGAUGCAGUUUUCAGCAAGACUGGUGUAAAUGAAUCAGGACGAGAUAAAUUAGAUCAUCUGUUUGUUCUAACUCAAACUCUUGAUGAAUUUCGUCAAACUGAUUAUUAUCAAUUUAGUGCAAAAACGCGAAGUGAAGUCUCGCUGGUAUGUGUCUGGAUCAAUGAUCUGAUUGAAAUACCAGAGAAAUAG